AUGUGUGGAAGGCAGGUCACGCUGUACAAGCCCAAAGGCGGCGAGCAGGACGACCAUGCCAAUGAUAUUGUGGAGUUAGAUUCGAAGAGCGACAAGGCCACCAAGGGCACAGGCAAGGGCAAGGGCGGCGCGGGCAAAGGGGGCACACAGCCUGACCAAGCCACGCCCCCAGCCUCACGCCUGCAGUUGCUCCAGCAGACGAUCUCCACCGCGUCCGCUCCUCUUCUGCUGAAGCUCCUCCAGGAUGAGUUGGCGAAGGUGCAGGCGGCGAGCACACCGACCCAGAGCCCCGAGGAGGCGCUCAGGCUGGCAGCAGGCGCAUGGCGCGACGCCACCCUGCGCCACGACCAGGCUGUCAACGCGGUGGUCAAGGCGCAGGAGAACCUUACCAAAGCUCAGCAGCGAGAGAGGGCGGCCGCACUCGACCUGGCCAAAGCCGAGCAGGCCUGGCAGAUCGCGGCGCACGGUCUGGCCUCCGACAUGGGCAUCGCCCCGAAGGAGAAGGAUAUCCUCUUCCAGGUGCAGAUCGCUGAGGAGUUCUUUGCAGGCGGCCUUGAGGGCCUCGACAUCGAGCAGCAGGACCUCGAGGCCGUCAUGGAAGGCAAGCGUUCCGAGGCCCAGCGCUGGCAGGUCCGCAUGAAGGAGCUUCGCCAGAAGGUCUACGAGCGGUUCGCCAAGAAGAGGCGCGCGGUUGACGAAG
Molecule: messenger RNA, 700 nt
Organism: Prorocentrum cordatum
Lineage: Eukaryota; Dinophyceae; Prorocentrales; Prorocentraceae
Source: the annotation of a GenBank genome assembly